AUGCCAAGUUCUUUACCUCUUGGAGAUAUUAUAUCUCUCUUCAAAACCAAUAAAAAAAUCAGACAUGAUAAAGACAAUUAUAGAGGAAUAACGCUAUUAAAUGUUAUUGGAAAGAUAUUUGAAAGAUUCAUUUUAGACAGAUGGAUGCCGUUCCUAGCAGAAAAAGGUUUUCCAAACAGUUUACAAUGUGCAUAUCAGCGAGAGAAAAGCUGUUUGGAUGCCAGCAUGUCUUUGCAAGAAGCUGUUUUACACAAUAUCGAGAACGGUAGCAAAGUCUAUCGCUGCUUCUUAGAUUCGAAGAAAGCGUUCGAUACAGUAUGGAUCUCUGGACUUUUCUACAAGUUGUAUAACUUAGGAAUCUAG
Molecule: messenger RNA, 363 nt
Organism: Paramuricea clavata
Lineage: Eukaryota; Metazoa; Cnidaria; Anthozoa; Malacalcyonacea; Plexauridae
Source: the annotation of a GenBank genome assembly